GAGACUUUUAUUUUUUAUUAUCCACUAGAAAAUCAAAACACUACUUAACCAAUUUUCUCCUCUAGAUCACACUGACCCCAAUCUUUCGUGCAUCAAGAUUUCAACCCAAACCUCCAACACCAAACUUGGCCGCCACACGGACAACAGGUUUUCAUUGUAGGUUCGUCAAUUUUUGUUGUUGUUGUUGUUGUUGUUGUUGAAGUUAGGGUUCAUGGCUGAUCGGAGUUUGGCAGUUGUGAAGCCGGUAUGGAUGAAACAAGCGGAGGAAGCCAAGAUCAAAAGCGAGGCUGAGAAAGACGCGGCGGCUAAAGCUGCUUUUGAAGCAACUUUCAAGGGUUUGGAGAAAGGUCGCGGCGAGAAGAGGGCUGCUGCUAAUUCGGAUAGUGAUUCCGAUGAGUAUGAGGAUUUGGCUCAUAAGCCGAUUGGGCCUGUGGAUCCUUCGAAGUGUACUGCUGCUGGGACUGGGAUUGCUGGAGGGACGGCUUGUGCUGCUUCUUCGUUUGGUGUGGUGACUAAAGAUUCUGAUGAGAGGAAGGUUUCCACGGGUGGUGCUCAGAUUAAGGUGAAGGUGACACCGGGUUUGGGUGUUGGAGGGUCUGAUCAAGAAGGGAUUGUGAAGGAUAUGGGGGAUGGAACGUAUACGGUUACUUAUGUGGUGCCUAAGAGAGGGAAUUAUAUGGUUAAUGUUGAAUGUAAUGGGAAGCCAAUCAUGGGUAGUCCCUUUCCUGUGUUUUUCAGUGCAGGUAAUAGUAAUGGAGGGCUUCUGGGUUUAGCUCCUCCAUCUUCAUUUCCAAAUCUGGUAAAUCAAACUAUGCCCAACAUGCCAAAUUACUCUGGCUCUGUCUCAGGGGCAUUCCCAGGAUUGUUGGGAAUGAUUCCUGGAAUUGUUGCCGGAGCUUCUGGGGGUGCUAUUCUGCCAGGAAUUGGGGCCUCACUCGGUGAAGUUUGUCGUGAUUACCUGAAUGGGCGCUGUGCAAAGGUUGAUUGUAAGUUGAAUCACCCACCUCACAAUUUGCUAAUGACUGCCUUAGCUGCAACUACUUCAAUGGGAACACUCAGCCAGGCUCCCAUGGCACCUUCUGCUGCUGCAAUGGCCGCCGCUCAGGCAAUAGUUGCUGCCCAAGCCCUCCAAGCUCAUGCAGCUCAGGUGCAAGCUCAAUCAGCAAAAGAUUCCGCUGGGUCACCUGAUAAAGCUAACAAGGAGGAUGUGUUGAAGAAAACUCUUCAAGUUAGCAAUCUUAGCCCACUUCUCACCGUGGAGCAGCUUAAACAACUCUUUGGUUUCUGUGGCACUGUUCUUGAAUGUACAAUCACUGAUUCGAAGCAUUUUGCUUAUAUAGAAUACUCAAAACCCGAAGAGGCAGCUGCUGCUAUGGCAUUAAACAACAUUGAUGUUGGGGGGCGUCCUUUGAAUGUUGAAAUGGCCAAAUCACUUCCGCCAAAACCAACUACGAACUCUUCACUUGCUUCAUCUUCUCUUCCUUUGAUGAUGCAGCAAGCUGUUGCCAUGCAACAAAUGCAAUUCCAGCAAGCACUGAUUAUGCAACAAACUAUGACUGCUCAGCAGGCUGCUAACCGAGCUGCAACAAUGAAAUCUGCCACAGAUUUAGCCGCAGCACGGGCUGCAGAAAUAAGUAAGAAAUUGAAUCCUGAUGGACUUGAAAUCGAAGAAAAAGAGGCGAAACAGAAAUCAAGAUCACCUUCUCCCCCUCCUGAAAGAUCACGAUCAAAGUCAAAAUCUCCUAUCAAUUACAGGAGAAGGAGAAAGUCUCGUUCUUACUCACCUCCACGUAAUUCUAAGGUUAAUCGGUCCAGGUCACCAUUGAGGUUCCAUCAUCAUUCAAGGUAUGAAAGGGACUGGAGGUCCUAUAGAGGCAGCAGGGAACAUAGUGAUAGGUACAGACGACGAGAUUCAGAUAGAUUUCUUGAUAAUCAUUCAUCUGGUUCUAGAAGAAACAGAAGUAGGAGUGUGAGCCCUCAUUCUAAGAGAUCCCCUGCUUCUCCAAAACGCCAAGGAGGAAGUUCAUCUCAUAGAGGAAGGAAACAGUCUCGCGCCGAUUCUGGUUCUCCAAGUAAUCGCAGAGGAAGUAGGUCUUCUCCAAAAAUUGAUGAAAAGGCAGUAAGAAACAGAAGGCGCUCAAGGUCAAGAUCUUCAGAUGAUAAGCUUAAUUUAGACAAAAAUGAAGAAGUCUUGCAUGAAAAGGCCAAACAUAGAGAGCGGAGGAGGUCCAGGUCGCUAUCUGUGGAUGAGAAGCCUCACAGGGGCCGAUCUUCCCCAAGAAAAGUGGAUGAAAGCAGACUCAGGAACAAGAAGCGGUCCAGGUCAAAUUCUGUGGACGAUAAGCAUCACUUGUCUGACAAAUUGGACGAAAACAGUAAUAGAAGGUCAAUAUCUUCAGAUGAUAAGGUUAACUCCUUUGACAAAAAAGAAGAAGUCUCGCCUGAAAAAUCCAAACAUAGAGAGCGAAGGCGCUCCAGGUCCGUAUCUGUGGGCGAGAGGCCUCAGAGGAGGCGAUCAUCCCCAAGAAAAGUGGAUGAAAGCAGAUCCAGGCAUAGGAGGCGGUCCAGGUCAAAAUCUGUGGACGAUAAGCGUCACUUGUCUAGGAAAUUUGAUGAGAACAGAAAUAGAAGAUCAAGGCAUAGUGAUAAAAGGCACUCCAGGUCAAGAUCUAUUGAAAAUAGCGAUCGGGCUGAUGUCAGAGAGGAUGGAAGCAAACAUGAAAAGUCAAAACAUCAUGAUACAAAAUAUAACAGGUCAGAGUCUGAUGAAGGGAAGCAUCAUUCUAAAGGUAAAUCUGAUGAAAAUAGAGAUAAGAAAUCAAAACAUCGUGAUAGGAGGCGUUCUAGGUCAAUAUCAUCAGAAGGUAAGCAUGAUAAAGGAGGCACUUCAUCACAUAGAGACGGGAGCAAUUUUGAACAGAAAAGAUUCAGGUCAAAGUCUCCUAACGCCAAGCAUCACUACAGUGAUGAUUAUGAAAAUAAAGAUGAAAGAUCAGGGCAUCAAGAGAAAACAUUGUCUAAAUCAAAAUCAGAAAAUCAUCAGCAAUAUGACGGGAGUGAGCCGUCCCCAAGAAAUUUCAAAAAGUAUGAAACAAAAGAAAAAACAAAAUUUAAUUCUGCAUAUCCAGAAGUUAAGCAUCAUUUGAGUGAUGGAGAAAAUGGUACCAGUGAAAAAAAAUCCAAACAUCAUGAAAAUGCCACACAAGAACCAAUUUUAAGUGUGAAUGGUAAUGGGGUAUUGAUUUCUGAGAAUGAGAACACAAAGUUAGAUGGGUGGACUGAAAAUGCAGAAGCUGAUGAUAACUCAGGGUGGACAUGUGUGGAAGAAGUGGGAAAUGGGAAAUUUUAAGCAAGCUUACUUUGGAGUGGUGGAUCUCAAUGUUAUCAAAGUUUCUACCUGGCUUUUAACAAUGCUAAUAAUAUAGCUAUAAGUAUAGAUUUCUGUUAUUUCAUCUCAAUGAGGAGUACUUAAAAAAUAGAGGAUAAUCAAAGUUCAUUGCUUUUAAAUGCUGAUCAGGGAAGCUGUCUUACCGGAGGCUGAUAUGAUUUAUCCAUCACUAGAGCAUACUCUUGUCAGAAAAAGCACCAGAGAUCAUGGUUUUGUCAAAUGUUGAAGAUUUAUGCACCUGUUAAUGAUUAUGAUGGGAUAAUAGCAUAUUCUAAUUAAGGAUGUAACUGAUAGAAUGUUCCUCUUAGGAGAAAUGCUGUUCUCAGAGGAUGCUUCCUGUAUUUGAUUGGGUCCCAAGAAUAUUCUCUGUUGGCUUAUGAACAUCUUCAAUUGUUUAUUUCUUUUUGCAGGUUGGGUUGGAAAAGAUCAGAUGUAGAAUUCCAUAGCUGUUGGUGUGAAUUAAGGUUUCGAGAAAUGACCAUGCAGCACUAUAUCAUGCUUCUUUUACUGGUUGAUUGAUGUUAUAUUCACAUUGAAAUCCAUUGGAGCUUUGAGAUACGGUUUUGCUGGGUUGAUUUUCUCUUGUAUAAAUGAAGAAAUUGUCAUGGUUAGGUAAUGCUUCUAUAUAAGUUCAACUGAACCUGGAUGUUGCUGCAAUGAGUUACAUCAUGCAGCAUUUGAGCACUUGGGCUGACUUACAGCUUAUUCUUUAAGUAAAUGCUGAAAUGCAAAUGAUUUCAACAGGUUAUGCAUUGGAUAUGGUGAGCAGCUGUGAAAUCUCUUCACCAGACGAUUCUGUGAAGUUUGUUCCUAGAAGUUCUUUAUUGUUAUAUUUGUUUUAACUUUCUUUAGGGUCAAAUGUCAUAUAUAAUCUCUUGACCAACUGAUCUGGUCACUCACUACAGACCGAUAAGUUGGACCUUAUAUCAGGGUGUUAGGCUUUGCCUUGUAGUGUUUGUUCUGGCAUCUUAUAAUAAUAUAAGAAAAGUAAAAUACAA
Messenger RNA from Vicia villosa (hairy vetch), 4386 nucleotides. RefSeq lists its product as uncharacterized. The coding region runs from base 212 to 3349 and encodes 1045 amino acids. Lineage: Eukaryota; Viridiplantae; Streptophyta; Magnoliopsida; Fabales; Fabaceae. The record is from RefSeq and is a predicted model, not a curated record. The transcript is spliced from 10 exons. Gene Ontology annotation, molecular function: protein binding; metal ion binding; RNA binding.